AUCGUGCGUCGUUUUUUUCGGUCACAUCCAUCCACCGGUCGGCCGCCGCGGACCACUUUUCGAUCUCGCGUAUCAUCAUAUAUUAUUAUAAUACGGUUUGUUGUUGUCGUUGUACGUUGCCGUUCAUACUUGCGUCGUCGUCGUCGUGCGUAUAUCGUGAUUCGCGUUACACUAUAAUUAUAUUAUUAUCAUUUUUUUAAAUUUUUUUAUCUGAUAUACAUCGUCAGUAUAUUAAAUACAUUAUUUUUAUUCGACUUUAAAUAGACGACAGUACUCGUUUGAAUAGGUAAAAUAUCUACAGUACAAUAUAUAGGUACGGUUUGAUAAAGACGCGCGUGUCUCGUAUACUUACCAUCGUUAAAUCUAUCGACACUCUAGUUGUAUAUUGUAUAAGAAUAAAUCGUUUUCAUCAUGUACUGGUCGGAGAACGCGAACGUCUCGUAGCUCGGAACCGAGUGGACGUACGGCGACCUAUAAUCUAUAGCGUCGCUGCACUCGUCGCCGUCGCCGAACGGUGACUUUUGAAAUCGUCAGGUGUGUCAAACAUUCACCACGACGGCAUCGCCGGGUGCGCAGAGCGGGACGACCAGCGAGGCUGAGGACUCGUCCAGGUCGUCGUUGGGCUCUACGAUGAUGUUGUCUCAGCAGCAACAUCACCACCAUCACCAUAAUAUGCUGUCGCCAAUGUUCAACUUUUUGGACGUGCCGUGCAGCAGCAGUCCGCCUUUGGCUGCUUUGCACACCAUGACCGAGAUGAAGAACGGGUGCACGGCCGGCAACCCACACGGUAUCGAACAGAUACUGUCGCGGCCGCCGACCACUGGGGCAGCGGCCGCCAUCAGCCACCAGCAGCGAGCGUUCAACAGCGUGGCCGGCAUCGCGGCCGCCGGUAUGGCUGCGGCAGCGUCAUACUUCCACAACGGCGGCGUCAAACAUCCGGCCACAACGCUGGCCGACCUCACCACCAGGAACCUCUACUGGCCGGGCUUUCAAGGGCUGGUCAAUAACCCGAUUGCCUGGAGGGACAGGCUGGCUAGUCUGAACAAUUCGAAUCAAGAGAAGGACGGCAAAAAAAAGCAUACGAGGCCCACAUUCAGCGGGCAACAGAUAUUCGCGCUCGAGAAAACUUUCGAGCAGACCAAGUACCUGGCGGGUCCGGAACGAGCGAAACUGGCGUACGCGCUGGGCAUGACCGAGUCUCAAGUGAAGGUGUGGUUUCAAAACCGGCGGACCAAGUGGCGGAAAAAGCACGCUGCCGAGAUGGCUACGGCCAAGAGGAAGCAAGAAGAGGCCGCGGACGAGAGUGACGAAGACGAAGACAUGCGUGACGAUAGUGCGGCUAAACGGCUCAAAAGGGAAUUGGCCGCGCACUACGGUGGUGGAGGCGGUGGCGGAGGCGGUGGUGGCGGUGGCAUCGGUGGAGGUAUAUAGCAUCAGGCUUGGCCAGGCGUCGGACAUCCUGGCACCUUGGACCUGAAGACUCACGAAUGAACACGUCGAGAUGCGAGCACCUACUAUAUUGUAGGUACAUUGAUAACCGCGAACGCUGUACAAUUCCGAAGAUGAUGAUGAUGAUAAAUAUUAUUAUUUAUUGUUUUGUACAUUUCUAUAUACUUACUCAUAAGUACAUAAAUAUUUUAUACAUAACUUUAUUAUUAUAUAUAAUACAUAAAACUUAUGCCUAUCCAAAACGUCUAGUCAUCGCAUAUAAUUUUUUUUUUAGGUAUUUGUGCAUAUUAUUGUUAUUAUAUAAACAUUUAGAGAGCAAUAUAAUUACGGUAUAGGUAUCAUAAUAUUAUAAUAUUAAGUAUAGCGCCGUGCUUCAUAUAAACCCCAUCGAUCCUUAUUAUCAUAUUAUAAUCUUUAUAGCCGACAUUAUUUACAGAGAGCAUCGUGUUGGAUGGACAGUUUUACAUUUUAUUUGUACGUCAAAUCUUUGCGAUACACUCUGUACAUAAUAUACGUAUUACGACGUAGUCCGCGGUGUGUACGAUUUUUGUUAUACUUUGUUCUUUUUGUUUAUUCAGUGUAUCCCCCACCCAAUUACCCCAUCGUAUAGCGUUGCCCGGCCACGCGUAGGUAUACGACGCUUCGACGACGAUCAUUAUUAUUAUUAUUAUCUCGAUAAUUAAUAUUAUGUAAGGCCUUUAUUAGCUUUUUUUUUAUCCGCCGAUCAUUACAAUAAUAUAUUAAUACAUAAUACAACACUUACUUGGUUAUAAUGGUACAUAUUAUUUAAUGUACAAGUAUGUUUAAUGUAUAUACAAAAUACAAAAAUAAGUAAAUACGUUAAAUACGUUUUUACGAUUUUGUUUACGGCUUGUAAUAUCUGUUGUAUAAUAAUAUGUCGGGAAUAAAUGGUUUUAAUAAUUUAAUAUAAUAAUAAUUUGUAAUUACAAUGUGAAUAAACUAUGAUAUUAUAUCCCCCUUUAAAUACGUUGUAUAUAUUAUAUUUAAUGAUUGUUAAUAAUAUUAUUUAUUUAGUGAAGGUACGUUUGGAUAAUCGUUUGCACUUAUACACACAUGUACGGUUAUACUUAAUUUACCACUAAACCUUAAGUUAAACAAAUCAUGUAAUCUUUAAACAAAAAUAAGUGAAAUGUUGAUUUAAAAAGACAUAAUAUUAUUAUAUACAUCUAUGCGUUAUUUAUUUAUU
Molecule: messenger RNA, 2656 nt
Organism: Rhopalosiphum maidis (corn leaf aphid)
Lineage: Eukaryota; Metazoa; Arthropoda; Insecta; Hemiptera; Aphididae
Gene: HGTX
Product: homeobox protein Nkx-6.1
Exons: 4
Coding region: 631-1431 (266 amino acids)
Biological process (GO): regulation of transcription by RNA polymerase II; cell differentiation
Cellular component (GO): nucleus
Molecular function (GO): RNA polymerase II cis-regulatory region sequence-specific DNA binding; DNA-binding transcription factor activity, RNA polymerase II-specific
Source: RefSeq, a predicted model, not a curated record